AAGUGUCUGCAAAAAGUUGUACAUGAGUUUUUACAUCCAUAUUUAAGGUCACCUUUUCGUUCUUUUCUUUGAUGUUUAGCUCCCAACAGUUGGUCCAAGAUUCACAUUGACAGCAGGAUUGUUCCUUUGUGCUGGAUCACAGAUAUUAUUUGGAUUUGUAUCAAUGCUACCUAAAGGUACUGUUUUUGUGGUUUUCUGUUUCCUCCUUCGAGUUGUGAUGGCAAUAGGAGGAGCAGCAGCAGACACUGCAUCAUUUGCUAUUGUAGCAGGAGAAUUUGGCUCCAAUAUUGGCACAGUGAUGGGGGCGAUGGAGACAUUCACUGGCCUGGGGUUUAUGCUGGGUCCUCCUUUGGGUGGAGUUUUAUAUUCUGCUGGAGGAUUUAAACUUCCAUUUAUAGUGCUUGGUAGCCUUUUAUUGUCAAUUCUCCCAGUGGUUAUACUCAUUUUGCCCAGAGACCAAGAUCUUCCACGGAAAGUAGACACUAGCUCACUGCUUCGAAUGACAAAGAUUCCAGGAAUUGCCAUGAUAGGUUUAUCCAUCCUUGUAUCGGGAUUAGUUCUGGGCUUCCUUGAUCCAACAUUUGCGCCUUAUAUGAAAAAGUUCGGACUUGGUCCCAGUAAAGUUGGUUUACUGUUCCUCCUCUGUGCCGGAUGUUACGCCAUUUCAGCGCCAGUUAUAGGCUGGAUAUCUGACAAAACGGGGAAAACACGUGUCGUCAUAAUCAUUGGUGCAGCUUUCGUUAUCAUUGGGAUUUUGAUGCUGGCCCCAGCUCCAUUCCUCACAUUUCUUCCUCAAAGGAAGGUGUGGUUGGUCUGUUUAUCCAUGGGACUGUUAGGCGCCGCUGUCAGUGCGUAUCAAGUACCUUGUAUGCCAGAUAUGUUGGAAACAGCCAGAGAACAUGGAAUGCCCGAUGAUAUCACUACUCAUGGAGUGCUCUCCGGGAUUUUCAAUGCAACAGCAAGCAUAGGUGCUUUUUUAGGACCCACAAUUAGUGGACUGACAGAAAACUACUUGACCUUCCAGUGGUCAACUGUGGUCCUAGCUGGGAUUCUUGGAUUUCAGGUUGUUGUCUUGACUCUCUUCACAGUUUUUGAUCAAGGAAGAAAAAGAAUUCGGAGUUAUAGUGAAAGAAGAAAAGAUCCUUUUGAGAAAGAUGGUCAAGUACAGGUAUAAUAAUUGUUGUGUUUCAUGGAGUCAGAAAGAGACAGUCUGUUUUUAGGACGAAAAAUCUGUGGCUCAGUCAUUUGUUGUUUGACUUGGUUAUGAUAACCAUUUGAUGCUGUUCGCUCUGGAGGAUCUGGGGCCAGUUUGUAAUCUUGCAAGCUCCGUUUUAAACAAUGCUGGUUUAAGGAUAAAGUUGUAUUGUAGACAGUAAACGAACUCGGUUGUAAAUUUCUCUUCUCGAAUCACACAAUGUAUUUUCAAUUCAUAUUGUAUCAAGAAAAAACGAUCAUUUUUUCUGCGAGAAGUUGUGCGCAAAUGUAAUUGCGUGUCGAUAAGUCAUAUGAAAACGUUUCCGAGUUCCGAGUUCCAAAAACCUUCAAAACGAGACUAAAUGUCAAACCUUCCAAGA
Messenger RNA from Stylophora pistillata, 1574 nucleotides. RefSeq names its product MFS-type transporter SLC18B1. Gene Ontology annotation, molecular function: transmembrane transporter activity. Gene Ontology annotation, biological process: transmembrane transport. The record is from RefSeq and is a predicted model, not a curated record. NCBI's taxonomy places the organism in Eukaryota, Metazoa, Cnidaria, Anthozoa, Scleractinia, Pocilloporidae.